AUGAAACUAACAUGCACAUUACUCUUCCUCCUUGCUGUGGCAAAUAAUUUGGAGUCAUAUUUUUUCACUUUCUGUUUUGUUGAGAACUCAAGUGUACCUCAACAAACAUACAGGGUUCCAUACCUUCUAAAACUGAGUGAAUUAAUUAGAGGAUCCUCUAACGAUGACCUUAGCUACAGAAAGGUGGAAGACAAAAUAAAUUUAAGAAGAAAACGAGAAAAUGAAAACACAGGAGAUGGAAUUUAUUAUUCUACAGAGAAUAGACAAGAAGACACACAAGAUAACAAUAACUAUGAGCAACUACAGGAAAAUAAGGAAUCCCUCUUGAGUGACAGUUAUGGGAUGUCUGCACAAGAGGAGUAUGAACAAUUGUCAUCUGAAAUGCAAAAUUUGGUUGAUGAAGUUCAUGACAACAAGGCUGCUCCUUUAGAAGGAAAUGAACAGCAAGACGUGGGUGAAGAAAAAUCGAACGAGGAGAAAUCAACAGAUGAGGUGAAUUCAAUGAAUGAAGAAAAAUCAAGGGAUGACGUCCAACCUGAUGCAGAUACCAUACCAAACAAAAACGAAUGUAUAUCAUGCGGAGAGGAAGAAAAAAAAGAAAAUCAAAGUAACAUUUUUCCAGAAUCAGCAGAAGACAUAUACAAUGUGUAUAAAAAUCAAGUAGGAGAGAAUAACAAAGAUGAUAUUGAAAAUAUUCAUAACAAAAAUGAAGAAUAUGUAAAUAAUUAUCCCAUUGAUGAAACAAAUGUAAGUGUUGGUGGUGUUAAUAAAUUUAUAAAUUUAAAUGUUAAAGAGGGUGUCAAUAAAUGUAUAAGUUUAAAUGUUAAUAAUGGAAAUGACCCCAAUGGAAAUGGGCCACUAAAUUUUUACGUAAAUAUUUCUGUCGUACCUAAUAUUUCAGACGAAUUAAUAAAGGAUGUUUUUUUCAUUGUAAACAAACUUAAACAAAUGUUUGAAAUUACUGACACGGAGGAAAAUGCAGAAUAA
Plasmodium gonderi is the source of this 987-nucleotide messenger RNA. RefSeq lists its product as hypothetical. The transcript has a single exon. The record is from RefSeq and is a predicted model, not a curated record. The coding region runs from base 1 to 987 and encodes 328 amino acids. NCBI's taxonomy places the organism in Eukaryota, Apicomplexa, Aconoidasida, Haemosporida, Plasmodiidae.